GUUUGUCAAACUGCAGAAACCAAAAGAAGAGCGAAACUCAAACAGACCUGUUGAUCACAGUUCAGACGUUGUGAGACUUCGUGCUUUCUUUGACCUUUUAUUCAAUACUCUCGUUAAUUAACGUGCACCGACAGAACCGCUGAACCCUCACAACUAUACAAAUGUAAAACCAGGUUACCCGGUGGCCGAGAAUCUGCUGUGAGAGAGUUAGCAUCACCUGUUAGAGGCUGACGGUACAAUGAAGGGCAGCAGGCUUAUAACCUCAAAAAGGGGGAAAAGUUCAGGUAACCAGAACAAGGAGCCCACAAGAACCAGCAAGGUCCUGGCCCAGAGGAACCAGGCCGUGGUGGCGGUGGGAGCCUGGGUGGAGGAGGGACAGGACUUCCUGGAGGAUCCGUCUGCUCUUGCUUUGCUAACUGAGGAGAUCCAGGCAGAGAAGAGGAGGGUGAAUGAAGAGACCCUCAGACGGUUUCAGGAUGAAGUACGCCACCGUGUGGUGCAGCAAACACAUGUCAACAGAAAGAGAGGGCAGCCUCAGGAGGUGAAACAGCAGUACCAGGUCUGGCCCCAGCAUGUGUCUGCUCAUAAAGAGCUGCUGUCUGCAGGAGGGGCUGCACAACACAGGGUGACGGGGAGGAGCUCUCAGGAGUCCUUUGAGGGCAUGAGGCAGGUCAGACUCAGACUGGCCGCCUGUCGAAUGGACCUGCGUGGAGGGACGACGUCAGACCUUCCUGGAGGCGAAUGGAAAAUCUCUCCAACCAGACAUAGAUCUCAUGUGUUGAGAGCAGAGCAGGACACUGAAGAGGAGGAAGAGGAGGAAGAGGGAGAUGAUCAUAUCAUCAGCAGUCAGCACAGAUGCCCCCUCGUUCAGCAGAAGGGGAGUGGGCAUGUGUUGUGGGGUUCUGAGGAGUCACCGCCUGAUCCUGGUUUACAGCCUGACCUCAGAGUCCCUCGGGUCCUGUGGCCUCUGCCUGACCAAGAAGAACUGAGGAGACAGCGUCAGUCUGAGUUCCUGAUGCAUCGACGUCUGUACAUGAACAUCGAGCGAGAGCAAGUGAAGGAGAACAAACAGUACAGGAAACACCUGAAGAGGACGGCAAGGAUCAAAGCAGAGAAAGAGCAGAUUCGUUUGGAGGAAGAGAGGAGAUUGGAGAGAGAUCAACAGCUUGCAGAGGCCAGACAGAGGCUGGAGGAGAGAGAGCUGCUGAUCCUGGAGCGACUGAGGCUUGAGGAGGAGGAAAGAGCUGUGGAGCUGCAGAGGAGGAGAAGUGAGGGGAAAGAGAAAACAGAAGCAAGGUUCAUCAACGCCCUCAGAGCUCAGAUGAAGGAGCGACUGUCUCAGGAGAAGCUGGACCUCCCUCCUCUCUGCUGCUGUGGGUCCUCUUUCUGGGACUCCCACCCUGACACAUGCGCUAACAACUGUGUCUUCCACAACAAUCCCAAAGAGUAUGCCAAAGCCUUACAAUCAACCAUGUUGAGUUUGGAUUUACGAUGAAGGAAGCGGAUGAACUCCAGUGGACGUUGUCAGUCCUUUCUAAACCAUCCUGCGACCCCUCGUCCCCUUCGAAGGGGUCCAUCUGAAGGAGUCCAUCUGAAGGGGUCUAUCUGAAGGGGUCGCUCUGCCAUCAGCUGUUUCCGACUUCAGCUGUUUCCGGUCCGCCGUGACGUCAGGGGAGAAGAUCACGUGGCUUCUAGGCUCCGUCUGGAAAAUUUUCUGGAAUAACAUCUGCUCUAAUAAUAAUAAUAAUAAGAUCUAUUUUUAUUACCCCGGACGCCUUCUUCACCUGGAUGUGUUCCACAGCCUGCUGCCGGAGGGAGGCUGGCCCUGAGCGCUCCAUAUAAACUCAGGCUGACACUAUGGAGGAGAACUGCUGCAUGUUUACGGACUGUGUCUCCCUGCAAGAAGCUACACGGCUCAAACUUCUCCUCAGAUAGCAUCCAGUGGCAUCAUUAACCUCACAUAAAGGCUGCUCUUUUUUUUUUACCUGUUACCUCCAAUCAGACACGCGUGGUCUUUGUCUGGACCCCCUGAUCUGCUGUUACAGGUCUUUAGUACGGAGCCGGUCCUCCUGCUGAUACUCAGAGAGGGACUCUCAGGGACUCACAGCAUGUUUACAGACCUCAGCUAGAGGACAUGUCUGGGAUCGAGCUGUGACUGCUUCUGUUUUUAGUUUCACAAAGUUUCAUCGAACAUGAAGUCCUCCCUGGCUCCUGGUAUCCGGCUCAUUACGACCUUUUCUCGGGACGCUUGGUACCGGAGUUUCAUUCUCUUCCUCACCUUCCUCUUCUACACAGCCUACCAUCUGUCCAGGAAACCCAUCAGCAUCGUUAAGGGUCAGCUGCACAGAAACUGCUCUAAUGUUAUUCGCCCAGCAGACCUCAACAUAACCGACAAUGAUACCUGGUGUGACUGGGCUCCCUUUGGCCAGGAGAACUACCAGACUCUGUUUGGGGUCUUGGAUAACUCCUUCCUGGUUGCCUAUGCCAUCGGCAUGUUUAUCAGUGGGAUCUUUGGAGAGCGCCUGCCUCUGCGGUACUACCUGAGUUUCGGGAUGCUGAUGAGCGGAUUGUUCACAUGCCUGUUUGGACUCGGCUUCUAUUUGAACAUCCAUUCGUUGGGAUACUACGCCUUUAUCCAGGUCAUGAACGGGCUCAUGCAGACGACCGGCUGGCCAGCAGUGGUGGCUUGUGUCGGCAACUGGUUUGGAAAGGGGAAGCGUGGAUUCAUUAUGGGUGUGUGGAACUCCCACACCUCAGUAGGAAACAUCUUGGGCUCCCUCAUUGCAGGAGCCUUUGUCUCAUCAGCAUGGGGAAUGUCCUUUAUUGUCCCUGGACUCAUCAUCGCCUCGACAGGGAUCCUGUGCUUCUUCUUCCUGGUUGAGAAACCUGAAGACGUUAACUGCAUGCCUCCUCAGCACCAUACUGAACAGGAGAACAGUGAGACUGAGCCUCUCCUGCGGACUGCGUCCCACACUGACAGGACCAGCAACGGGAACGGGAACGGUAACGGUAACGGUGCCAUCUCUGCCGAGCCUGUGGAGGUCGUGGCGGCAGAGCACACUGAGGCCAUCAGUUUCUGUGGAGCUCUCAGUAUACCUGGCGUGGUGGAGUUUUCUCUCUGUCUGCUUUUCGCCAAGCUGGUCAGCUACACCUUUCUGUACUGGCUGCCUCUCUACAUCUCUAAUGUUGCCCAUUUUGAUGCAAAGGAAGCAGGAGACAUGUCCACUCUGUUUGAUGCCGGAGGAAUCGUGGGAGGCAUCACGGCUGGCCUUGUGUCUGACUACACUGGUGGAAGAGCGACAACCUGCUGUGUCAUGCUGCUCACUGCUGCCCCCAUGCUUUUCCUCUAUAACCACAUUGGACAAAGAAGUCUUGGUACUACAAUAGGUAUGCUGCUGUUGUGUGGAGGCCUGGUGAAUGGACCAUACGCCCUCAUCACUACUGCUGUAUCUGCUGACCUGGGAACACAUGAGAGUCUGAGAGGGAACUCCAGGGCUCUGUCAACAGUGACUGCAAUCAUUGACGGGACUGGAUCAGUCGGAGCUGCUUUGGGUCCUCUGUUAGCUGGCGUGAUCUCUCCCACCGGCUGGAACAACGUCUUCUACAUGCUCAUCACUUCUGACCUCUUGGCCUGCGUGUUUUUGUCCAGGCUUGUUUACAAGGAAGCUCAGGGUUGGUGUGGGCGGGCCCCUCGGACCAGAGGGUGAGUCUCCUGCAUGGCUGUGGGUUCAAAGAAAUCUAAAACUUCCAAUCAAACUGGAACAAAACACAUGAAAGAGGGAAACAACGCUGAAUGACCUCAUUGUACAGUCGAUCACCUCUUUCCAUUCAGCCUGUGUGGAAACAAAGCCAUUGGUGGAAGACUCAAGGCACUAAGCUGAUGAUUGAAGUCUUCUUCCUAUUGUAUAACAGAGAGAAUAUGCCUUUAUAGAGACUUUUUUAAGAUUAUAACUUCACAUUUUAACUUGUUUUAAUAUUCUUUUACCAUUAAAGUGUACAUACUGUAAACUUC
Molecule: messenger RNA, 4012 nt
Organism: Notolabrus celidotus (New Zealand spotty)
Lineage: Eukaryota; Metazoa; Chordata; Actinopteri; Labriformes; Labridae
Product: glucose-6-phosphate exchanger SLC37A2-like
Exons: 28
Coding region: 2193-3707 (504 amino acids)
Biological process (GO): phosphate ion transmembrane transport; glucose-6-phosphate transport
Cellular component (GO): endoplasmic reticulum membrane; centrosome
Molecular function (GO): glucose 6-phosphate:phosphate antiporter activity
Source: RefSeq, a predicted model, not a curated record